This is a messenger RNA of Cydia strobilella, 4185 nucleotides long. It is a transcript of the gene Nprl3, whose product is annotated as GATOR complex protein NPRL3. Gene Ontology annotation, biological process: TORC1 signaling; negative regulation of TORC1 signaling; cellular response to amino acid starvation. Gene Ontology annotation, cellular component: GATOR1 complex. The transcript is spliced from 10 exons. The coding region runs from base 200 to 2515 and encodes 771 amino acids. The record is from RefSeq and is a predicted model, not a curated record. Lineage: Eukaryota; Metazoa; Arthropoda; Insecta; Lepidoptera; Tortricidae.
UAAUCCGUCGUCGGUCAUUAGUCAUUAAAAACUGCUCAGUGUUCCGAGUAAACAGAGUGCCAGUGCCAAGUGUAACUAAAAUGUGCAGUAAAGGGCCUGUUCAAUCACUCGUUUUUCUUCCACAAGCAGCAAUCACUGUUGUUUAUGCAUUGAUUUGUUAUCGUAAUAACUAGCUGAAUACCUGACACAUUCUGCGGCCAUGGAAGUAAACCCUUUAAACAUUUUCUUCGUGAAGUCGGACAGUAAAGGAGAUAGGUUGCUGUUCAGAUAUCCUUACACGUGUGAGAAUAGAGAUGAAAGUAAGCAGAAGAAAUGUGGCCGCCUUAAUCCUUAUGCAGUAAAUUCGGCGGAGGACCUUCUCCAGAAUCCACAGUCUCAGACAUCUAACAUUUGCAAGGGGCAAUUGAGUGGCUUCACAGAUGAAAUGCUAUCCACCCUGUUUGCAGUGAAAGCUGAGCUGUGCAACAGGAAAUUUGAACUUAAAGUUAAUGAUGUGCGGUUUGUGGGGCACCCGACCCUGCUUCCGUACCGGACUAACAAGGAUGAUACUGCUGCCAUGAUACUGAUUAAUAUUGUUUUUGCACUUCAAGCAUCGGCUAGCCAUUCUAUUGUCAAAUGUUACUAUGAUCUAAGUAAAAGACUGGGUAAAGCACUAAGACAUGAGGAAAAAAGGUGUUCAUAUUUAACAGAAGAAAUGAAAAUUAUGUUAGCGGCACACGACGAAGUAUCAGCGUUAGAUAGCGAAAGUAAUUCCGGCGAGAAUGACGAAGAGGAGGAGAACUCCCGGCACUCCGUCAGUUCCACCACGUACAUAGACAUGGGGACGGAGUCGCCGCGGUCGGCGUUCCACCUCAUACUGCAGCGGAGUUCGCUGGCCAGAGCCAUGAAAUCGGUGUUUGAGGAGCUGAGCAGUACUGGUCUAGUCCAAGUACGGAUAAACAAGUGGGUUCUCCUGUCCUUCUGUUUGCCCCACAAGGCCCACCAAAUCCACAACAGAGGGCUCAUUAUAGAGCCCGAAACCAUAGACAAAUGUUUGCAGAAACUAAAGCCAUACCAUGGGAUGCUUCUUAUGGUGAACCCUAAUGACUUACUGGCAUCAAUACCUCUGGAUGGAAGCCCGGCGUUGCUGAGGCUUAUAAAGUUGUAUAGUCCUUUAAAAAGUCUGCAGACUAUUGCCAUUGAAGCGGAUUUGAGUCUUACACAGGUUUUCCAGCUGACCGGUCACUUAGUGUACUGGGCUAAAGCAACCGUCAUAUAUCCGCUAUGCGAAGGAAACGUGUACGUAGUGGCACCAUGCGCCAAUGUUCACACACAUUCGCCGCUGGUCGAAGAGUUCGCCAAGGAGUUCCCCGGCCUGUGUCUGCUGCAGAUGCUAAGCGAGUUUUCGCUGCCGGCGCCGCUGUGGUACAUAUCUCGCGGGGGCGUGGGCGGGGGCGGCGGCGGGGGCGGCGGCGGGCAGCGCCUCGGCCGCGUGGUGGCGUGGCUGCUGCGGCGCCGCCUCCUCCUCCAACUGCAUACAUAUGUGCAGUUCAACUCGCCGCACUGGGGGCCCGACACCACCCCAGAUGGCAAAGAGUAUUUCUGCGAGAAGCACGAUGGCUAUAACAGAUCCUGCAGCGUUUCCUUCUCAUCACUAAAUCAGAUGCAACUGAACGUCCCCGAGCCAGUCGAGCCAAGAGUCAGCUCCAGUACUUUCCCCGACUCAGAUGAAGAUUAUCCCACAGAGAAUAACCUUAAUCAAACAGACUUCUCACACACGAAACCAAUUGUGAUAGAAUCUGACCAUACCAAAUUUGGAUUUAACGAAGCGGAUUCAGCCAACCACAGCUUCGAUGACGGCGUAGAUGUUGUAGACGGCCUAAUAAAAACAAACGGAGAACACGACAAAGACAAGAAGAAACAUGGGAAUUCUGUCGACAGUGGGAUAUCUAACAACAUUAACGGUGUUCUUACAGAAAAUGGUGUUAAUGAACCUAAAUUAACAUCAAGAUUAUCGAACCUGUCUUUGAAAGACACAGAAAGCACUUUAAACAUAAGUAGCGAUGAGGACAGAUUCGAAAGCGACCAUGAUGUGUCACCGAGGAUGAAGAACGUUAACGGGUACACGAAUGGUGUGGAAAAGAAGAAUGGGGUAUCGCUGAACCUGAAAUUACAAAGUGAAAUGAGCUUUCAGCCGCCGACAGUGUGGAGCGUCCCCGCGAGCUGCGACGUGGUGGACGCCUGUCGGAUACCCGCGGAGCCGCCCAGCACCGAGUCUCUAUUGGACACGUUCACCCCUGAGGAACGUGCUGCGCUAGCUGACAUACCCGCCUCUAAACACACCGAUGAUCUGCUGCUACUGGCGCAGUUACACAAGAAAGGCUACCUACGGGGCGAACAGCAUCUCGAAGAAAUAAUGUUCAUGGAGAACGUAACGCGAUCACAGCUGAUGCAACUACUAGACAAGUUCAAGGAUGUGCUCAUCACCUUCGAAACUGAGGAUCCUGCCGUCGCUAUGCUAUAUCCAUACCAAUAAUAACACAUACAAUUUGAGUUCUAAGUAUGUACAGUUAGAGACCAAGCAACCAUAAAAAAUACGGAUAAAUUAUACUCUGGUACACCCACUUUGUCAGUAAAAAAGGCAGCAAAUUAAAAAAAAUAGGCGCGAAGGGCGAAAAAUUUGAACUUCGCGAAAUUGCCCUUCUGCCGCCAUACUAUAUUGGUAGGGACCAAUAAUACUUAUUUUUUACCACUGGAGCGCCUGCGAGUAGAAAUGCAUUGCAAUAUGAACUUAAGUAUGUACAGUCAGAAUUCAAGUAACCAAAAGUCAUCCAGAAAUACCUUUGAAACUGAGGAUCCUGCCAAUACUGUAUCUCAACCAAUAAUACCCAUUUUUACCAGCGUCUCUGGAGUAGAAUGCAUUUCAAUUUGAACUCUAAAUAUAUAUAGGCAGAGUGCAAACAAACAACUAGGUUCCUUUGAAACUGAAUACUAUCGUUCCACACAAGCAUAUGGAAUGCAUGGCAUUGAUAGAAUUAGAAGCUAAAUCAACUAUGUUUUACAUAUUCUAAAGCUGUCUGUAAAAGCAUGUUGUCUAAAUCCAAGUGUGUAUUUGUUAACACGAAUGAAAAUAUUUUGAUGAUAUUAGAUAUUAAAUCAACUGGAUAACCUAACAAUUGUAACAGAAUGACUGAUAUUAACAUUGUUAAAAUGUUUAACGUAAUUUAACACUUUAGAUAUUUAGUUGAUCUAAAUGUAGAUAUUGUCAUGAUAUAGGUGUUAAUAUCAUAGGCAAAGGAAUAAAAGGCGCUAAAAUAUUGUAGGUACAAAUUUGUGUUAUAGUCUAAACGGUACCAUAAUAUCGUUAGGUGAAAAGCAAAACUCACUAUUUGCAAAAAUAAUAAUUACACAAAAAUCAGCCUUGUUUUAUUAAUAUUGCGGUUCACUAUUGCUCUGAUUUGUAGUAGUAAUAGUGAGUUUUGGUUGUCACCUAACGAUAGGCUUUGUGGUAACAAACCAACGUACCGUAGUCAAACCUUAACCUUUUCAAAGCCGUGUCAAACCCAAAAGCUGUCACUCGGACGCCACGUCACCGAAGUGUCAAACCUGAAAUUGAAGUUUAUGCAUAUGCACGUAGGUCUAUGUUGCUCUUUGGGUCUGUGACGGAUUAAUCCGUCUUUGGUGUUGGACCUGCGGUUCGGAUAUAUCCGUCGUUGGCGUCGUAAAGGUUAAACGCGUAGCAACCAUGUUAUGUACAGCGUCAAUUUACUGUAAUAAUAUUUUACACCAUUGGCCAUAGAAUUCCUUUUUCUAUUACAUAUAUAUCAUCAAAAAGACGUCCACUGCUGGACAAAGGCGUCUCUUGAAUUAAAGCCACACAGUACAGUCCUAAUUUCAAUCAACACUCUUUUGGGUAUACCUCGUUGGUGGCCUUCCGAAGCAACGUUAGUCACUUAUCGAUUUCAUAAACAGUAAUAUACCCGCCAACUGCCAAUAAGUUACAUUUAAAUAUUUUGCAUUGUUUUUUUUGAUUUAAUAUUAACUAAUCCGGGCAUUUAAUCCUGUGGUUUAGGGUGAUUUUGAUCAAUAAUUAUUAUCUAAACUAUAGUCUAAUUCUAUCUUCUAAUAAACCAAAAAAUACUAUGAGACUGUCAUUCUACCAAUGAGUGUACAUUUUGUAUCCAUGGAAUUAUGUCAUUGACGGGA